This is a messenger RNA of Cariama cristata (Red-legged seriema), 3080 nucleotides long. RefSeq names its product leucine rich repeat neuronal 1 (gene LRRN1). Gene Ontology annotation, molecular function: protein binding. NCBI's taxonomy places the organism in Eukaryota, Metazoa, Chordata, Aves, Cariamiformes, Cariamidae. Bases 221 to 2371 code for a protein of 716 amino acids. The transcript has a single exon. The record is from RefSeq and is a predicted model, not a curated record.
CUUCAGACGCCGAUUUGCAGAAGAUUCUGGAACACAAGAGGAGCAGCUGAGAGUUUUCAGACCAUUUCUUAUCUUCUCUAAACUCAGAAAAUCAUCUUUCACCUUCUGGAUGUCCAAGCCUUUCACCUUAAACUUUAAGCGUUACAUUCUCUGCCUGAUAAAUCACCCUCUCAACCUGUUGUUAUUUUAAGGGGCUGGGGAGCUGAACUAUCUGACCAGCAUGGCGAAGGCUAGAGUUGUUUUAACUGUUUGCCAGUUGGUGCUAGAAUUGUUAAUGAAUUCAUUAACUGAGUCUUCCAUACAGAGUAAUGAAUGUCCACAGCUUUGUGUAUGUGAAAUCAGGCCGUGGUUUACGCCACAGUCAACGUACAGGGAAGCCACGACAGUUGACUGCAACGACCUUCGAUUAACAAAAAUCCCCAGCAAUCUUUCCAGUGACACUCAAGUCCUUCUGUUGCAGAGCAACAACAUUGCAAAGACCACAGAUGAACUCCAGCAGCUGUUUAAUUUAACAGAAUUGGAUUUUUCACAAAAUAACUUCACAAGUAUCAAAGACGUGGGGCUCUCAAAUCUCACUCAACUUACUACUUUGCACCUGGAGGAAAACCAGAUAACGGAGAUGACUGACUACUGCUUGCAAGACCUUUGCAAUCUUCAGGAGCUAUACAUAAAUCACAACCAGAUCAGUAGCAUUUCUGCAAAUGCAUUCUCUGGCCUGAAGAAUCUUUUGAGAUUACAUCUCAACUCCAAUAAAUUAAAGGUUAUUGACAGCCGUUGGUUUGAUUCUACUCCUAACUUAGAGAUUCUCAUGAUUGGAGAAAAUCCAGUGAUCGGAAUACUAGAUAUGAAUUUCAAACCACUCUCCAAUUUAAGGAGUCUAGUUUUGGCAGGUAUGUAUCUCACAGACAUUCCUGGCAAUGCCUUGGUAGGCUUGGAUAGUCUUGAAAGUCUUUCCUUCUAUGACAACAAAUUGGUAAAAGUUCCUCAGCUUGCACUUGAGAAAGUUCCAAAUUUAAAAUUCCUGGAUCUCAACAAAAAUCCGAUUCAUAAAAUUCAAGAAGGUGAUUUUAAAAACAUGCUCAGAUUGAAAGAGCUUGGAAUCAAUAAUAUGGGAGAACUUGUUUCUGUUGAUAGGUAUGCGCUAGACAACCUGCCUGAACUUACAAAGCUUGAAGCCACCAACAAUCCAAAGCUGUCUUACAUACAUCGUUUGGCAUUUCGCAACGUCCCUGCCCUGGAGAGCUUGAUGCUGAACAACAACGCCUUGAAUGCAGUCUACCAAAAGACAGUGGAAUCCCUUCCAAACCUGCGUGAGAUCAGUAUCCACAGUAACCCGCUCAGGUGUGACUGUGUCAUUCACUGGAUCAACUCGAACAAAACCAACAUCCGUUUCAUGGAACCUCUAUCCAUGUUUUGCGCUAUGCCUCCAGAAUACAGAGGACAGCAGGUGAAGGAAGUGUUAAUACAGGAUUCCAACGAACAAUGUCUUCCAAUGAUCUCUCGUGAGACCUUUCCAAAUCACUUAAACUUGGACGUUGGCAUGACAGUGUUUUUGGACUGUCGGGCCAUGGCAGAACCCGAGCCAGAAAUUUACUGGGUCACUCCUCUCGGCAAUAAAGUAACUGUCGAAAGUCUCUCUGACAAAUACAAGCUGAGUAGCGAAGGCACCUUGGAAAUCUCUAACAUCCAGGUUGAAGACUCCGGGAGAUACACCUGUGUUGCGCAAAACAUAGAAGGGGCUGACACGAGGGUCGCUACUAUCCGGGUGAACGGAACGCUUUUGGAUGGUACCCAGGUUCUGAAAAUCUACGUUAAGCAAGCCGAAUCGCAUUCAAUCUUGGUUUCUUGGAAAGUUAAUUCCAACGUCAUGACCUCCAAUUUAAAAUGGUCAUCGGCCACUAUGAAGAUUGACAACCCUCACAUUACGUACACUGCUAGGGUCCCGGUUGAUGUCCAUGAAUAUAACCUCACGCAUUUACAACCAUCUACAGAUUAUGAAGUGUGUCUAACUGUGUCAAAUAUCCAUCAGCAAACACAGAAGUCCUGCGUUAACGUUACGACAAAAAACGCAGCUUUUGCGCUAGAUAUUUCAGACCAAGAAACCAGCACUGCCCUCGCAGCAGUAAUGGGAUCCAUGUUUGCCGUCAUUAGCCUCGCCUCCGUUUCUGUUUAUAUUGCAAAAAGAUUUAAGAGAAAAAACUACCACCACUCAUUGAAAAAAUAUAUGCAAAAGACCUCUUCAAUCCCACUGAAUGAGCUCUACCCUCCACUUAUUAAUCUCUGGGAAGGUGACAGUGAAAAAGACAAGGAUGGCUCUGCAGAGACCAAGCCAACCCAAGUCGACACAUCCAGAAGCUAUUACAUGUGGUAACUCAGAGGAUAUUUUGCUUCUGGUAGUAAGGAGCACAAAGACUUUUUUGCUUUAUUCUGCAAAAACGAGAAGUUGAAGACUUUUCUAUUUUUGACUUUGCUAGUUUGUGGCAGAGCGGUGAGGACAGGUGGAUAUUUCAGAAUUUUUUAGUAUAGCGUAUCGCAAUUGUUUGACACAAAUGGCAGCUUCACCUAGCUUCCGAUUUUUUUUUUUCCUUUUUCCUUUUUUUAGUUAUUGUGCUAAACCUAAUGCUGUUCUAACUACAGUGCUGAAUAAAAUUAAUGAGAGGCUGGGGUUACCCUGUGAGUCAAAAGUAGCACAACCCCAUUCUUCUGAAGCCAUCAGUAGAGUACAGAACCUUGCAAAGCUAACAUACAGUUUUGAAACUGCAUUGAACUAGGUUUGUAACACUGGUCUAAGGACUCGUACGCUGAGAGGAGGAGACCCUGGAUGAUCUUAGUUGACUGUACUGUAAUGUUGUAUCAACUGAUUUGAAUGUUUUUGACUUUGAACAAUGAGUUUUCUUUUUUUCUGUUUAUUUUUGUAGUAGUUGGAAAGGCUUAGGUAAAGCUAACAGGCAAUAGAAAUACGUACAUCCAGUUUUUUAAUGUAACAGACUAAAUGUUAAUUGUUCUCUUAUUCUUUUUAUUAUAUUUAGUAGACACUUUUGAAGAAUACUAGAGUUUUGUUGUGUUUAAAUCACCAACAC